UAACGCUUCGAACGAUUCUCUUGUUAUUACCUCAACAACCAGCCAAUUCAAAGGUAUGGAUUCCGGAGUUCCUGCAGUCCAAUCCCUCGUCGAAAAUGGCACCGCUCAUGUGCCACAGCGUUUCGUGCGGCCGAUUCACGAUCGCCCAUCCAAGUUUUCCUCGCCAGAUCUCGAUGACAUCCCAGUGAUCAACGCCUCGCAGCUGAGUGACAAGAUCGAGCUCCAGAAGCUGGAUAACGCUUGCCGAGAAUGGGGGUUCUUCCAGCUCACUGACCAUGGAAUUCCACGGGCGCUGAUGCAAAGCGCCAGGGGCGUAAUUCGCGAGUUUUUCAGGCUGCCACAAGAGGAGAAGGAGUCGUACACGGCAUCAUCCACAAAGCUGCGGAGAGAAGGAUAUGGACGGUAUUUCUUACCUUCCAAAGACACCGUGCUCGACUGGGGCGAUGUUUUCUUCCAUGCUCUCCCGCCUGUAGCACUCCCAUGGCCUGUUCAUCCAGCAGAGUACAAAGAAACCAUCCAAGCUUAUGGAGCUCAAGUCCGCUCUCUCGCAUUGAAGCUCCUCGCUGCACUGUCGAGAGCCCUCGGCCAGCCCCCGGAGCUUUUCGGUGACGCCUUCGGGCCAGACGCUCAUUCAUCGCUGAGGAUGAAUUACUAUCCACCUUGUCCGGAGCCGGAUCUUGUGCUGGGAUUAAGUCCUCACUCGGAUGGCGUGGGAAUCACCAUACUGCUCCAGGACGAGGUAGAGGGUCUCCAGAUAAGAAAGAAUGGCGAGUGGAAGCCUGUGAAAUCCAUGCCGGAUGCAUUCGUCGUCAACAUUGGAGAUAUACUAGAGGUGAUGAGCAAUGGAAUAUAUAAGAGUGUGGAACACCGAGCCACUGUAAGCUCCGGAAAUGCACGAAUGUCGGCGGCUUUCUUCUUUUCACCCGGCUUUGAAGCGGUUCUCAAGCCCUUGGUGCCGGACGAAAAGCCUCUCUUCAGGGAGCUUACUUUCCGGGAGUUUAUCACCGCGUAUAUGGGCAAUGCGCUCAACGGGAAGCAACACCUGGAAUAUGCAAAGCUGUAAGCCAGAAGAACUAUGAAAACCAGGAAAGAUAAUAAGUAAUAUCAUGCCGCCUAACUAAUGUUUGAUCACUGGAAGUAUCCAACCAUACUCAAAAGUCAAAGAAAGUCAAUGAAAAAUCAACGUAACCAA
Messenger RNA from Selaginella moellendorffii, 1192 nucleotides. Its product is annotated as protein SRG1. NCBI's taxonomy places the organism in Eukaryota, Viridiplantae, Streptophyta, Lycopodiopsida, Selaginellales, Selaginellaceae. The record is from RefSeq and is a predicted model, not a curated record. The transcript is spliced from 4 exons. The coding region runs from base 56 to 1063 and encodes 335 amino acids.